Messenger RNA from Monopterus albus (swamp eel), 1876 nucleotides. Its product is annotated as fibroblast growth factor receptor substrate 2-like. The record is from RefSeq and is a predicted model, not a curated record. Gene Ontology annotation, biological process: fibroblast growth factor receptor signaling pathway. The transcript is spliced from 8 exons. The coding region runs from base 622 to 1692 and encodes 356 amino acids. NCBI's taxonomy places the organism in Eukaryota, Metazoa, Chordata, Actinopteri, Synbranchiformes, Synbranchidae. Gene Ontology annotation, cellular component: cell-cell junction; cytoplasm. Gene Ontology annotation, molecular function: fibroblast growth factor receptor binding; transmembrane receptor protein tyrosine kinase adaptor activity.
UCAGAUUACUUUGUGAAACUUUUUGUCAGUACUUUGAACAGCCCCUCCGCUGCUGUCCCAAACUACAGGGGCCGCGCAUGCGCCAUGCCGCGGGUGUCCAGCACAUUGGAAGUGUCGGAAGUUUAGUAGCAGUGAUUCAGCCCAUCAGGCUAAUACUAGAGACACGGUUCCAUCGUAAAAAAAACUGAUUUUCGGCGACAAAAAGUGUGUUUGGACGGAACCUCCUAUCCCACAGUGAACCAUGGAGGACUACUGAUGGAUUUAAACAGUUUUUCACUGUUUCAUGUGCACAAACAGCAGCGUUACAUAGCUUUGAAAGAAGUUGUGAUUGUUUUUUUGGCGCUCUGGCAGCGCAGAGGAAAGAUGGAGGAUCUGCGGGUGUAGCAGCGAGCUAACGCUAGCUGGCUACUCGUCUACUGGCCAGCGACGUUUAGGGACAAACCUGAUCUGCUCGCUGCUGUGUGGAAAAGUUUGGAUGCUUUGAUUCAAGAUACUGACGGUGCCUGACCUACUGUUCAUGUUUGCAGAUCCACUAAAGCAUGAGUGUCCCUCAGGCUCUGAGGAUGGGACCAGGGCAACUGGAGGCAGGAUCUAGACAUCAGAUGGUGCUCUGAAGAAGCCAUGGGUAGCUGUUUAAGCUGUCCAGAGAAAAAGUCCAUUCCAGAUAAUCAUCAGAGUAAAUUCAAGGUGAUCAAUGUGGAUGACGAUGGGAACGAGCUGGGCUCUGGUGUGAUGGAGCUGACUGACACCGAGCUCGUCCUCCACACCCAUCGCCGUGAUGACGUCAGGUGGCCUUACCUGUGCCUACAGUGCUAUGGCUACAAUUCCAACCUGUUCUCCUUUGAGAGUGGCCGCUGCUGCCAGACAGGCCAAGGUAUUUUUGCCUUCAAAUGUUCUCGAGCUGAGGAGAUUUUCAACAUGCUGCAGGAGGUGAUGCACAGUCACAGCAUCAGUGUGGUGGAGGAGGCGGUGCUGGAGCCGAGCCACUCAGCAGCACACACUCCUGCAGCUCUGGGGUACUCAGUGCCGAACGGUGUGACCAGGACCCCUUCUGUGGCCGAGGCUCCGUCUCACCCCUCCACCCGUCACCCUUCUGUUGCCAGCACUCGUCUGCCCUCUCUAGGGGAGGAGUCCACACACCCUCUGCUGGUGGGCGACGAAGUGGUUCACACCUACGUGACUCCAGUGAAGACGUCGUCGCUCAAUGGCUACAACCACCACCCUCAGCACGGUCUGCUGCACCACUCCUACUCCCACCCUCUGUCUGCCGCUCUCGAGCCCUCACACAACUAUGUCAACACAGAGAACGUGACGGCACCACUUAGCGCCCACCGGCCGGACACGGCCCGCCGGCGCACAGAUGGACCCACCAUCUUCAACUUUGACUUCCGCCGGCCUCCGCUGCCAGGCCACCCGGAGCCACCCAAAACCCUCAACUACAUUGAGGUGGAGAUGGACAACAGUGCAGGGAAUAAGGGUGCUUCAGACGGCAGCAACCCCCACACGCCUCGCACCCCCACCUCCCCCUUGCCCCCGACCACACCCACACGCCGCACGGAGCUCUACGCCCUCAUUGACAUCGAGCGCACUGCCGCUAUGUCUAACCUGCAGAAGGCUCGGCCCCGAGACGACGGCACGUCACGCAAGACGAGACACAACAGCACGGAGCUGCCCACCAAAAGCACUGUGUGACACGCACCUUCUACUUCCUGUUUGUAACAACAGAGUGGUUGUUGGUCCCUCGGAAGACUCCACCUCCACCUGACCUAAUGACUUCCUGUUUGGUCACCUGCUCAGGUAGACCUGAUGAAUGAACCUGGUGAUAUGAUACCUCUGAUGAGUUAGUGUGCAGAGCGGCAGGCGAGGACGAUGUUAA